AAGGCAUUCAGAAAUUUUAUUAUAGCUUUGAAUGCUUUGUUAAGAUAAGUUCUAAGUAAUGUAACCAAUGUGGAAACACUCUUCAUUACUAAUGUAUUUUGUCUUAAAUGUUUAAUAUUUUAUUCAUCACAAGGCAGUAGUAUAUUGCUCCAAAUCCCAACACGUGAUUCUUUAAAAACGAAAAGAACCGAGGAAAAAGGGGAAGCAUCGCAAAAUUGAGUAGGAGCUCACAUUACUAGGGUUAGGUUCUUCGCUCGCGGCAGCAAGAGGGUUUGGUUCCGGCGAUACAGCAAGAACGAUGAGUCGGAGCUUGGGAAUUCCGGUGAAGCUUCUCCACGAAUCGACGGGACACAUAGUGACGGUGGAGAUGAAAAGCGGCGAGGUCUACAGAGGAAGCAUGGUGGAGUGCGAGGACAAUUGGAAUUGCCAGCUCGAAAACAUCACCUACACUGCUAAAGAUGGGAAGGUUUCACAACUUGAACAUGUUUUUAUUCGAGGCAGCAAAGUCAGGUUCAUGAUAAUUCCUGAUAUGCUGAAAAAUGCUCCCAUGUUCAAGCGACUGGAUGCAAAAAUCAAGGGCAAAGGUACAUCGCUUGGAGUUGGGAGGGGACGGGCGAUUGCUAUGCGAGCCAAAGCACAGGCAGCAGGUCGCGGAGGUCCACCUGGAAGAGGCAAUGUGCCACCUGGAAGGCGGUGAUCUCACAAAAGGUGGAUUCGUUUCGCUAUGCUUUUGAUAUCACAUAUAUAUCUACUGUGUACCUCUCUGCGUUUUUUCAAAAUUUCAUGGGAUAUCUAGUGACUGAAAUUGUUUUUUUAACUUCUCCUUUUGGGAUUUCUCAACCAUGUCAUGACUCUUAAAUAUGUUUUGUACAUUUCAAAUCCAAUUUGGCAACAAUCUUACCUCACUGGGAUUAUGCCAAUGUAUUUCUGACCUAGCCACAACCCCAAUCCGAACUCUCACUGGGCUGGGCCUUGUUUUGGGAUUGGCAUAGCCCAAGAAUCCUUUUCACAUGGGCCUAUGCAUCACUUUCAUGU
Cuscuta campestris is the source of this 1035-nucleotide messenger RNA. NCBI's taxonomy places the organism in Eukaryota, Viridiplantae, Streptophyta, Magnoliopsida, Solanales, Convolvulaceae. The record is from the annotation of a GenBank genome assembly.